UCGCAUCACUCACCCGAGACUAGCGCGCGGCCGCUCACCCGGGACUAGCGCUCGUUAAUCACCCGAGACUAGCUCGCCUCACUCACCCGGGACUAGCUCGCCUAACCCAAGACUAGCUCGCCUCACUCACCCGGGACCAGCCUUGUGCGCUCUGCCGACACCGCUGCCGGGCUCGCAACACCCUGAGGCAUCGCAGCGUGGACGGUGUCGAGUUAUCACCUCGAGCAAAUGGCUACGUCGCAGCAGAAUUCGAAGAGUGUCAAUGUUUGGCACAAGGAGCUGGCAACCCUUGGUUACGAGGAGCCUCUUCCAGCUCCUAUUCCAGCGGUCCAGGUCGUAAUCUGUGCAAUGAAAGAAUCAAGGCUUCAUCAUUUCAUUCAAGAGCAAGACCUUUUUGCUCUAGCAGAUAUUGAUGACGAGGGCAAUAGUGCGCCUUUGUUACUCACUACUUUAGACCUAUCCGAUUGGACCCAUCUGCUCGUCAUAGCAGGGAAUAACCCGGAGAAUGGUCUUGCGAGAUUACGAUCGGCUCACUCCAAGCUGGCAGAGAUUCUCGAGAAGGACAUCCUGGAUGUGAAGGCUGCUGACAAGAGUGUCCCUCUUCUCGAGAGGGUACUGCAACACGCGAAUUCGGGUGGGACUGGUGCUGCAUUCUCUAGUAAAUUGGAAGAUAUCUCAAGUGCAGAUGAUAAUCAUCCCCUUCUUGCCAAAAUUAGGCUGACCCCUGAUGAACAAGCCGCUUUGGAGCAUUUCAAAGAAGCGCUUCUAGCUUCUUCGUGCGAUGUAAGAAGCCUUCUGCGUCGAAAGUCGGGUAAAAGGUUGACAAUACCCCUGGCUCCACCCAGAUCAGUUGAGCACUCCUUAAUGUUUCGGGGCCAUAAGGCUUGGAACCUACCUUGUAUGAGCCUCUUGGCCCCAAUUACAGUCCACAUGUGGCAGUCAUGGAGCAGAUUGACGAGCCAAGAAGUGGAAGCGUGCCGAAUUCACGCUCUCAACAAUACGGGGCAGAUCAGGGAUCCCGUUCUUCUACCACAUGCGUUUCCUCUCAGCAUCUUCGACCAAAGCAAGUGUUCAAGACCAUCGGUGAAGCUGCACACGAAACAAGAUCUUCCGACCGGCGAAUUUCGCCGAGAGAAGCAUCUAGCUGAAUUCUGGAACUGCGGCCGGCCGUAUUUGAGGUGCUCGUGCAACUCUCAAGCAGCUAACGACGGGGGCUGCGAUGGAAGCGUCAUCUGGUGGGACCACGCAAUGUGGUUCAUGAUCAACAGGUUGGAAUUGUUUUUCGGAGAUGAGUACCCGACGCUCACAUCCAAGCUGGCAGCAUUCUGGAUCUGGAUUUCAUCGUCGGGGAAGGUCGCUGUCAAGAGCCACCUCACAUUCGCGUUCAGAAGGGAUUUGAUGCUGGAAGGAGUCAUAGAAUUCGCUCACAACCAAACAGGGCCUCUCCUGAUGAAGUAUGGCGACGCUGCGGGGGUUCGCAAAAUUGAACGAUACAUCAAACCCGCGAGUUUUUCCCUCAGCAAUCCUACCCCAGCUGCAGGCAACAAAAAACAGAAGAUAAUUAUGAACGCCCACUCAAGCUCGGAUCGGGGAUCUGGCCGAGAAUUUGGACGAGGCGGAUACAACAAGAAUUACCGGGUCGCGGCGAAGAAGGCAGUGAGCCCGUUCGUGGUGUUUGAGAAGGAGCCAUUCGCCGCCGAACUUCAAAAUAUCGACGUAAAACCGGUUCUGAAAAAGGCCAAAGGGUCAUGCGACAGCGAAGUCGUUCAAGAUCAAGCCCUCAAAUCUAAGGAUAGCAUCUGGGAGGACGAGGGCAGUUGAUGAUGAUGCUACUCUCGCCUGCAACGUGAAAUGAGUUUCGGUAUCCCACAUGCUGAUGAAUCAGAUCAUUGCAAGAGCAAGCCCAGUACACAACGAUUUCUGAUAAAGCAAGAGCUUCGUUCAGCAGGUCCUGGAUCUCAACAUGAUGCAUUUCAUCGAUCAGAGCUGGGCAGUGUUGUAGUGUGUUCCAAUUGACAGCCAGUGCUUUCGCCAUAGCUUCUUGUUUUUUUGUGUCUGAAGCAACGCAUCGGCUACGAGCUUCUGCCUCAUAGACUGAGAAAAUUGUAGCAUCGUCUUCUCUAGAAGAAGAAGAAGAUAAAAUUUGGCAUUGACUUCAUCUCUAGAUUUGUCUUUCUUCGGACGAUGCUGCUCUCAAUAGAGCUGUGUAUACAUGAAACGAUGAAACGAAGAAACGAUAGUAGCCA
Molecule: messenger RNA, 2246 nt
Organism: Physcomitrium patens
Lineage: Eukaryota; Viridiplantae; Streptophyta; Bryopsida; Funariales; Funariaceae
Source: RefSeq, a predicted model, not a curated record